Saccostrea cuccullata (small rock oyster) is the source of this 775-nucleotide messenger RNA. RefSeq lists its product as uncharacterized. Lineage: Eukaryota; Metazoa; Mollusca; Bivalvia; Ostreida; Ostreidae. The coding region runs from base 1 to 738 and encodes 245 amino acids. The record is from RefSeq and is a predicted model, not a curated record. The transcript is spliced from 4 exons.
AUGGCAGAGGCUCAGUUAUCAUUCAUGAAUGCUGAAAAGAAAAAUGAGGGGAGAAAUAAAAAUCCUAUUCUGAGGGAAAUGUUAGGAAAACCCGUAAAAGACCGACCACAGGAAAUUCAAAAGCAGCCACAACAACAACCCAAACAGAAAAAUUCAUCAAAGAACUUUUCUGAAUUCCAAAUGUUUUGGAACGACUUACAAAAUGAACUUGACGAGAAGAAUUUCGAGUCUAGUAACUCUCCGCCACAACUCUUUCCGAGCCUCGACUUCCAAGACUUAGAGGACGAAAGCGUGCUGUUCCAAAAAUAUUUAACACCUACAGUUACUGAGGCAACUCCCACCCUGAAACGAGGGAACUCGGUUCCAAAUGGUGCCCCUAAAAAAGAUGCCUACCCAGCAUUUUCCCCAAUAUCACCAGGGCCAAAGAGUACGGCUGCUGCUUUCACGGACUCUUCAGCCAUGGAGACAGCUACCUGUAUCAAGUCCCCGACACAAGGAAGCCAGGGGGCAUUCAGCGGUGUGGAGGACUCAAUUUUAACAGAAUUAAGAAGACGUCACAAGCUAAAAAGAAAAAUGACGCAGAGAUCCUCACAUCCAACCUACCCCCUACAAGAGGAGCUGCGAACUUUGAGAUCGCUGAAGGAUGCUAUGAACGCAAAUGUACAACAGAUGGAGAUAUUGAUUAACUUUCUGGAGGACUAUUUUAGAAGGCGUAGAGUGCAAUUUGUGUCCAUGUAAUUUUCUUGCUUAUGAAGGACGUACAGCAUAAGAAAAA